AUGGCGCUGUCAAGCUCGUGGGAUGGCUCCAACGUCCAUGAGGACCACAUCGCGUUCCUCCACCAGACGCGACGCCUGCCCGGCGAGGACUUCGUUCGGGUUCGUCUAGCGCCGGAGAAGGAGAUUUCCCUGGCACCGGAGGAGGGCGAGCAGCUGCAUCACCUCACGCCCAACGCGGUGAUGCUGCUAUCGGCCUUCGUCAUGCUUCCCGACGGGCCGAAGGCGCUGCAGGUGUGUGAGGUCGAGGACCUCCCGGCGGCGGGGGAGGGUGAGGUGCUUGUCGGGGUGGCCGCCAUCGGCGUCAAUCACGACGACACGGUCCAGCGGCGGGGCCGGUACCCGUCGCCGGCCGGUGCCUCGCCCUACCCGGAGCUCGAGUGCUCUGACACCAACGUCACGCUCAGGGCCAACGACUCCCCGCACUGGGCCGUCAGUACCAAGGUGUGCGCGCCGCUUACCGGCGGCGGGUAUGCGGUGAAGGUGGUGGUUUCGGCGGGGCAGGUGCUCCCGGUGAUGGAGGGGGUGUCACUGACUGACGCUGCCAGCUUGCCUAAGGUGGCCUGCACCGUCUGGUCCACCGUCUUCAUUACAAAUCACCACUCCCCCGGUGAAUCCUUCCUUAUGCAUGGUGGAUCAAGUGGAAUCAGUACAUUCGCUGUACAGAUUGCAAAGCACCUUGGUGUUAAGUUUUUUGUCACUGUAGGGAUGUAA
Molecule: messenger RNA, 711 nt
Organism: Triticum dicoccoides
Lineage: Eukaryota; Viridiplantae; Streptophyta; Magnoliopsida; Poales; Poaceae
Product: quinone oxidoreductase PIG3-like
Exons: 8
Coding region: 1-711 (236 amino acids)
Molecular function (GO): NADPH binding; oxidoreductase activity, acting on NAD(P)H
Source: RefSeq, a predicted model, not a curated record